This is a messenger RNA of Empidonax traillii (willow flycatcher), 929 nucleotides long. It is a transcript of the gene AGRN, whose product is annotated as agrin. The transcript has 4 exons. The record is from RefSeq and is a predicted model, not a curated record. The annotation marks the transcript as partial. Gene Ontology annotation, molecular function: laminin binding. Gene Ontology annotation, biological process: receptor clustering; G protein-coupled acetylcholine receptor signaling pathway. NCBI's taxonomy places the organism in Eukaryota, Metazoa, Chordata, Aves, Passeriformes, Tyrannidae.
GCAGCAGGGCGGGCGGACGCGCUGCCUUCCUCCCUUUUUCUCUCUCCCUCCCUCCUCUCCUCCCCUACCCCCGCUCCCUCCCUUAUCAGCAAUUCAGAUUGCAUGCAAAUCUGCGGGCUUUCUUACAGGGGCAAGGCAGAGAGGACCGAGCGCUGCUCGCCGGCCGCGGCUUCACGGAGAGAGAUAUCUCCUCCUCCUCCUCCUCCUCCUCCUCCUCCUGGGAUUUUCCUCCUUCUCCCCUCCCCUGCUCUCCCCUCCCCUCGCUGCCUCCCUCCCUCGCUCCCUCCUCUCUUUCUUUCCUCCUUUUCACCUCCUCGAACAAAAGUAGCCCUUCUCCCUGCGCCUGCGAGCGGGGCCGCUUUGUCUGCCCGCGCCGUCGGGGGACCGGGACCGGGACCGGACCGGGGCCAUGCGGGCACAGCGGGCGGACGGUGCUCGGGCGCUGCUGGCGCUGCUGGGACUGGGAUUAGGACUGGGACUGGCGACCUGCCCCGAGCGGGAGCUGGAGCGGAGGGAGGAGGAGGCCAACGUGGUGCUGACGGGCACGGUGGAGGAGAUCAUGAACGUGGACCCGGUCCACCACACCUACUCCUGCAAGGUGAGAGUCUGGCGCUACCUGAAGGGCAGGGACAUCGUCACCCACGAGAUCCUGCUGGACGGCGGGAACAAGGUGGUGAUCGGCGGCUUCGGGGACCCGCUGAUCUGCGACAACCAGGUGUCCACGGGGGACACGCGGAUCUUCUUCGUGAACCCCGCCCCGCAGUACCUGUGGCCCGCGCACCGCAACGAGCUCAUGCUCAACUCCAGCCUCAUGAGGAUCACCCUGCGCAACCUGGAGGAGGUGGAGCACUGCGUGGAAGAACAUAGGAAGCUUCUUGCUGACAAGCCCAACAGUUACUUCACUCAGACGCCGCCGACGCCGCGAGAUG